Molecule: messenger RNA, 1708 nt
Organism: Camelus dromedarius (Arabian camel)
Lineage: Eukaryota; Metazoa; Chordata; Mammalia; Artiodactyla; Camelidae
Gene: C20H8orf76
Product: chromosome 20 C8orf76 homolog
Exons: 6
Coding region: 172-1581 (469 amino acids)
Molecular function (GO): protein binding
Source: RefSeq, a predicted model, not a curated record
GCCCCAAUUUCUCAUUUGCAAAAUGGGAAUCAUUGUGCCUUUCAUAAGUUGUUAGAAAAGGAUAAAGAAUACACACACACACAAAGUGCUUAAUGUAGUGCCACGAAUGUCAACAGUGAAAAACUGGUACCUACCAGUUUUAAACAGCUACCCUGAGGCCAGUGCUUUCUGAUGAGUGCAUGUAAGGAUCGCUCUAUCUAUCUCCUGAAACGGAGAAGUCAAGCUCUGUCUUGGCGUGGUGAAUCUGAUAAAAAAAAUCUCAGUUCAACGACUCCCAAAUAUGCCGUGGGCCAAGUCCCGGGCUGGCCCUGCCUACGGACUACAAGUCCCAGCAUGCCGCGCUCUGGGCCUUGGCGGCCCCGCCCCUUCUGCGUCGGCCCGUACGUAGGCGCCGCUCUAGGCGCGCCCUCUCGAUGCGUCUGUCCUGGGCGCGCAAUGGAGUCUGGCUGCUGGUUGCUGGGUGGCGAGUUCGAGGACUCGGUGUUCGAGGAGAGGCGGGAGCGGCGACUAGAACCGCCCGUGUCCUACUGCGCCAAGCGCUGCGAGCCGCAGUGGUUUUAUGAAGAAACCGGGAGCAGUGACGAUGUUGAAGCUCUAACUGUCCAGAAAUUCAAAGGGGACCUGGCCUACAGACGGCGAGAGUAUCAGAAAGCACUGCAGGAGUAUUCCAGUAUCUCAGAAAAACUGCCAUCUACAAAUUUUGCCAUGAAAAGGGAUGUCCAGGAAGGCCAGGCUCGGUGUCUUGUCCACCUGGGAAGGCACCAGGAAGCACUAGAGAUCGCUACAAACUUGGAAAAUAAGGCAACUAACACAGACCAUUUAACCACUGUGCUCUACCUCCAGUUUGCUAUUUGUUCAAGUUUGCAGAACUUGGAGAAAACAAUUUUCUGCCUACAGAAACUGAUUUCUUUGCAUCCCUUUAAUCCUUGGAACUGGGGCAAAUUGGCAGAGGCUUACCUGAAUCUGGAGCCAGUGCUUUCAGCAUCGUUUGCGUCAUCUCAGAAACAGAACAAUUUCACCUUGAGUGACAAGACAAUCAAAUCCUCCUUUCCCCACUCAGGAAAAGACUGUCUUUUGUGUUUCUCUGAAACGUCGCCCAAGAGAUCUGUGUUUUCUAUGGAAGCAAGCAGCAGUAAUAACCAGAAGAAUGAGAAAGCUCUUAAAAAUAUUCAGAGCUGUAUGGCAGAAGAGAGAGCAGCCGUGUUGCUGGAGACUCAGAUGAAGGCCUGUGCCUCUUAUGUACGAACCAGGCUUUUGCUUCAGUUCGCCCAGACUCAGCAAACAUCGUUUGCUUUGGAGAGGAACUUAAGGACUCAGCAGGAAAUUGAAGAUAAAAUGAAAGGGUUCAGCUUCAAGGAAGACACUUUGCUGUUGAUAGCAGAGGUUAUGGGCGAAGAUAUUGUUCCAGAAAAAAUAAGAGACGAGGUUCACGCAGAAGUGAAGUGUGUUGGCCCUGCAGCCCUAACGGCCUUGGUGAUCGCAUCUUCGAAAGAAUUUGAAGACAAGUGGUUCAGAAAGAUCAAAGGCCAUUUAUGUCCCUUUGAAAAUCAGUUCCAUACAGAGAUACAGAUUUUGGUUUAGUGGUCCCUUUAAAAACAAAGCAAAACGUCUUGUACUAUAUUAAUUAUCCUGGUUUACUUCGGGCAGAAUCCACUGCUAAUCAAGGAAUAAAUGAAAUUAAAAAACAAUUAUUUAUGUUUUAUAAAAA